Vitis vinifera (wine grape) is the source of this 964-nucleotide messenger RNA. Its product is annotated as EPIDERMAL PATTERNING FACTOR-like protein 5. Lineage: Eukaryota; Viridiplantae; Streptophyta; Magnoliopsida; Vitales; Vitaceae. Gene Ontology annotation, biological process: guard cell differentiation; stomatal complex development. The transcript is spliced from 3 exons. The record is from RefSeq and is a predicted model, not a curated record. The coding region runs from base 382 to 756 and encodes 124 amino acids.
GUCUAAGGGAUUUGUUAAUUUUUUUAAGGCAUUUUCAAGUGAGUUGACAAAAGGCAGCAAGUGUCUGAAUCUGCUCUGUUUGACAAGAAGGCAGAAUCACUUGUCUGUAAAGCAAUAUCUCUCCACCAAUAACCCGGAAAAGAGACUUGGCAAGGAAAAUCCUUACCUUUUUUUUUCCUUGGAAAGAUCAUAGCUUGCUUCUUGGGAAGGUUGGUUGUUCUGCAGCCUUUUUAUCAGUUUUGUAUUCAUGCUUGGCCUGUUCUGGCCUGCUCAAGUGUGAGUGAAAACAACUAUCUUCAACUCUCUCGCUCUCUCUCGCUCUCUUUUUCUCAUUGCAAUUACCAAUUUAUCAUCUCCAUCAUCAUCUGGGUCCUCAGAAAAAUGAAGAGAAAAACUUUCAUUUUUCUAAUAGCUUCCCUGCACAUGAUGACUUGGGUUGCUGCAACAAACAGUCCUUCUGCACCAGAUAGUGCAGCUCAGCAACAAGAGCAAUUUCCAGAAUCCCCAAAAGCUGUAUUUCACUCAAAACAGGGACUUGAGCGCAGAGGAACACCAAGAAAUGGGGAUGGGGCAGCAUACAGAGGGCUGAGCACACUUGGGUCAAGGCCACCAAACUGUAACCACAAGUGUCAAGGCUGCAUUCCAUGUGAUGCAGUUCAGAUCCCCACCACCACUGACCACAUUGGAGUUCAGUAUGCAAACUAUGAGCCUGAAGGAUGGAAAUGCAAGUGUGGGUCUUCCUUUUUCAACCCAUAAAUUACUGCUUCUAGCCUUCAGUUCAAAUUUGAAAUUACAUAUCAGAUACAGAGCAGCCCCAACCCAUCCCCCAUCCCCCAUCCCCCAUCACCAAUCACCAAUCACCCAUCACCCAUCACCCAUCACCCAUCAAAUUUAUAUUCAAUUUUAGCUUUUGAUUUCCUUGAAAAUCUGAUGCUCAAAGAAAACCCUUUUUUUUUUAAGUGAG